Tripterygium wilfordii is the source of this 4571-nucleotide messenger RNA. RefSeq names its product protein SHORT ROOT IN SALT MEDIUM 1-like. The coding region runs from base 179 to 4408 and encodes 1409 amino acids. Gene Ontology annotation, cellular component: nucleus. Gene Ontology annotation, biological process: regulation of DNA-templated transcription. Gene Ontology annotation, molecular function: calcium ion binding. The transcript is spliced from 22 exons. Lineage: Eukaryota; Viridiplantae; Streptophyta; Magnoliopsida; Celastrales; Celastraceae. The record is from RefSeq and is a predicted model, not a curated record.
GAAGGACAAAAAUACUAUUCAGCCCCUUUUAAUUUAUCCUCGUAUAUGAAUAGGGUUUUUGAGUGCCAUUGCAAUACCAUAAAGCUCUCGCAAUCACCGUAAGCUUCAGUAUCUGCAAUCGUUGGAGGCCUUUUGCAUUCAGGUUUGAUUUUUGUCCGAUUGUUCAUGUGUUGGAGAGAUGUAUUCCUCUCGAGCGAGUAAUGCCUAUGGGCAAUCAUAUGGCGGCCAAUCUGGGUAUUCUCAAAACCCGGGGUCUGCAUAUUCUGGGAGUUCUGUAGUCGGGCCAGAUAUGGGCUCCCAACAUCCCCUGUCUUCUCGGCAUCCGUCAAUACUAAGCAAUUCGCAGGAAGCUGACAUUGUUAGGUAUCGACCUCAUCCUUUAUCCGCAGCACACUAUGGGGGCCAAUAUGGAUCUGUGUAUGGGUCAACUGCUUUGACAACUGCUCAACAGGUUCCUGCAAUUAAUGCCAAGGGAACUGGUCCAUCAGCUUUGGAAGGUCGUGGGUUCUAUUCCUCUGCACUGCCUGAUUCACCUAAGUUUGCAUCUCGUGACUAUGUCUCGUCGUCAAGCCAUGGAUACAGUCACAAAGGUAAUCAAAUAUUUGCAGAGAAGAUUUCAGAUUAUCCUGCAAUGGACAGACGGCAGUACAGUGAUCGACAAGGUGCUUAUAUGGUUAGGGACUUGCAAGGAGAACCAACUGGAAGAUAUAUUGAUUCUGUUGGUUUAUCUACUCAACACCAGCCAGAUAUUUAUGAUCAAAUUGAUCAAGCGUCACGUCUUCGGCAAGAACAUCUGCUAAAAUCUCAGUCACUGCAAUCUCCUUCUCUUGAUGGGAGUGCCAGACAAAUUGAUUAUCUUGCAGCGAGGGGUGCUGCUGGUCGUCAUUCCGCUCAAGAUACUGUAUCUUAUGGAGGAAGAAUGGAUGCUGACCCUCACAGUUCAUCAAUGCUCAAUGCCUCUUCAUAUGAUGGGCAGCAUGCUCCUUCUAUAUUGGGGGCAGCACCACGAAGAAAUGUGGAUGAUCUCUUGUAUCCACAAAGUUCAUCAAAUCCAGGUUAUGGAGUAAGCUUGCCUCCUGGUAGGGACUAUGGCACCGGAAAAGGGCUUCAUGGCACAUCUCUGGAGUCAGAUUACCCGGGUAGUUCGUUGUUGCGUGGUGGUGUUCCAAGGAUUGAUGAGCAAAGGGAUGACAAGGCUACGUAUCUUCGAGAAUUUGAACGUAGAGAGGAGGAGCGACGUCGGGACCAUUUGCGUGAGAGGGAGAAAGAAAGAGAAAGGGAGAAGGAGCGUGAACGCGAUCGUGAUCGUGAACGUGCACGGGAGCGAGAUCGUGAAAGAGAUCGAGAACGAGAUAGAGAACGGAAAAGAAAACAUGAUAGGGAACGCAUCUUGGAGUUGCGAGAAAAGGAAAGGGAGCGAGAACGCAAACGCGGGAUUGAACCUCGACGUGAACGAACUCCACCAAGACCGUCCACGGAUCAUCGCAGUUCUUCUUUGAUAAAGGAGGGGAAAUCAUUACGACGGGAUUCCUUAAGCCAUGAAGUUCUGCAUAGGCGCCACUCACCUGUUAAAGAAAAAAGGAGAGAAUAUGUCUGCAAGGUUCAUUCAUUCAGUUUGGCAGCUGAGGAAAGGGAUUAUUUGUCCAUUGAUAAGCGGUAUCCCAGACUUUUCAUAGCUCCAGAAUUUACCAAAGCUGUCAUGCAUUGGCCAAAGCAGAACCUUAAACUUUCAAUCCAUACUCCUGUCAGUUUUGAACAUGAUUUUGUUGAAGCCGACAAUGUAGCUGAGUUGACAAAUCCCUCCAGUGAGCCUUUAGCUGAGGAUCGUGUGAAACUGGCUCAUGGAAGCACAGUUUGGAAUGCAAAGAUUAUUUUAAUGAGUGGACUUAGCAAGAAUGCUCUGGAAGCUUUGUCGUCUGAGAGAAUCUUUAAUGACCGCGUACCCCAUAUUUGCAAUAUACUUAGAUUUGCUGUCCUUAAAAGGGACCGCUCUUUCAUGGCAAUUGGUGGUCCAUGGAGUUCUGCUGAUGGUGGUGACCCAUCAGUUGAUGAUUCUGCUUUAAUUCGAACUGCCCUGAGAUAUGCAAAGGAUGUCAUUCGACUCGAUCUGCAAUCCUGCCGUCAUUGGAAUCGUUUUCUUGAGAUACACUAUGACAGAGUUGGGAAGGAUGGGUUCUUUAGUCAUAAAGAGGUCACUGUACUUUUCCUUCCUGAUUUGUCUGAAUGUCUUCCUUCAUGGGAUACGUGGCAAGAUCAGUGGCUUGCUCAUAAGAAGGCUUUUUCUGAAAGAGAGAGAGAACUUCAUUUGCAAAAAGAGAAAAUUCAAGAGAGAAAGGAAAGGCUUAAAGGCGUGAACAAAUCAGACAAAAACAGUGAGUCAGCAUCUUCUGGAGAGGCAGUGGAAGUCAACAAGGCAAAAGAAGGGAAUUCGAUGAAAGGUAUUGCAGGUGAGGGACAAUGUGAUGAACAUGAAAAGAAGUAUGGAACAAAGGAUGGGGGCAUGAACGAAGGAGGCAAGAUUGUUGAGAAGGAACAGGGAGAAGCAGGUGCUCAGACAGCUGGCAGUGCAAAGCCUGGAAAAAAGAAGAUUAUAAGGAAGAUUGUCAAGCACAAGGUUGCCGGUAAAAAACUUGAGAAUACUGGUGGCAAAAAGGACUCCUUAGAUGAGAAGGAUGUUGGAGAAAAAGAUGCACAACUGGAGACCUCGAGUGAACAGAAUAAAUCUUCAGCUAAACCUGGUGAGAUUAGCACUUUUGUAAGGAGAAAAGUUACAAAAAAGGUUACUGUGUGUAGUAUUGCCGAAGAAACAGAUAAGGAUGUGCAGCCUGAGAUAAAAGCCACCAAUGAUGCUGACUGCUCUGAAGACAAACCAAAGGAUAAAUCUGAUCCUGGAAGCACUUCAAUUGUGAAAGAUGCUACUACAAAAACAACCAUAAAGAAGAAAAUUAUUAAGAGGGCACCCAAGAAAAAAGCAACUGGUGUAGAGCCAAGCGAUACUGAACCAGUUGAAAAGCAUGCUGCAGAUGCAGUAGAAGAUGCAAGUGAAGUCAAGAAAUCCACCAAGAAAGUAGUUUCUAAAAAGAAAAAAGCAGCAGUUGCUGACAAGAAAGAUAAUGUGUCCAUUUCAUGUAAGACUACUGUUGUGGCUGAAAAGGAGGAUAAGAUGUCUGCAGAGGAAAGUGAUAUAAAAAAUGGCUCGGGGGCUGUAGUUGAGAUGGAGGCUGAGAAGAAGAAAACUACUCUGAAGGUUGAUCAAGUUGGCAAUAGAGGAAAGCCAAAAGACAAGAAAGAAAAAAAGGACAUGGAUGGGAACGAUGAGUCUAGAAGCAAGUCUGGUAAAGAAGUGAAAGGAAAGAGAAAACUUGAAGAACUUCCCCGUCACCCUGGGUUGAUAUUACAAACAAAAGGGAGCAAUGACUCUAAGCUGCGUUCAUUAUCAUUGUCAUUGGAUUCCUUAUUGGAAUACACUGAUAAGGACAUUGAGGAAUCAACAUUUGAGCUUUCAUUAUUUGCGGAAUCAAUUUGUGAAAUGCUUCAAUAUCAAAUGGGCUCUCGAAUUUUACUGUUUCUGCAGAACUUGCGAAAAAGGUUUGUGAUGAAAAGAAAUCAACGCAAGAGGCUACGGGAAGAAAAGCACGAGGACAAAAAUGACAAGAAAUCACCAUCGAAGCUUCUGAAAACCAAUGAACUUCCUGUGAAAAGCAAACCAAUUAAUUCUGGAAUGUCAAAUGCAGCUCAACCAGAUGAUGAAAAAGCUGCAGCUCAACCAGGUGAUGAAACAGCUGCAGCUCAAUCAGGUGAUGAAAAAGCUGCAGCUCAACCUGAUGAUGCCAAAAUUAUGGCUGAUGAGGGUAGAUCUGCAGAGCUUAUUGAAGAUACAAAACUGGAAUAUGAAUCUGAUGUUGAGGAGGACCCAGAGGAAGAUCCAGAGGAAUAUCCUGAAGAAUAUGAUGAGGUGGAGGAUCCAAAUGGUGGAUCUGAUUCUAACGAGAUGAACUUAGGAGAAGGGAAGACUGAGGAGGAUGCUGAGCUUGAAAAGGUGAAAGUGAAUAAAAAUGAUGAUCCCAGACAAUCUGCCAAGGAAAUUAUUGAUAUGGAAGUUGACCAGGCAAUACCCAAGUUUGAUGUGGAUUCACCUGAUAAAGUAGAGUCCAAGGUGGAGUCAGAGAAGAAAGAGCCUCUGACAAGGAAGGUGGCCGUGGUUGAUAAAGAGCUAUUGCAGGCAUUUAGGUUCUUUGACCGGAAUCAAGUAGGCUACCUAAGAGUCGAGGACUUGAGGUUGAUUAUCCACAACUUGGGGAAAUUUCUCUCGCACAGGGAUGUCAAGGAACUUGUGCAAAGUGCGUUGUUGGAGAGCAAUACCGGAAGGGAUGACCGCGUUCUCUACAAUAAACUCUUGAGGAUGUGAUGUUUUAGAAUGGAGUGUUUCUGGGUUUUAGUCUGCUUGAAGACUUGGUAAAGCCCUUGAAUUUCUUUUUUUUUGUAACCUUAAAGAGGUGAAAAAAAAAUGUUUGUUCACACAUUUCAUCCAUCGAAAUUGAGAAUUUGGCAAGCAGGGCAACGUUUCCAUA